Messenger RNA from Fusarium sp. VM40, 966 nucleotides. The record is from the annotation of a GenBank genome assembly. Lineage: Eukaryota; Fungi; Ascomycota; Sordariomycetes; Hypocreales; Nectriaceae.
AUGCGCGCUACUACUAUAUUCCAUCUACUAGGCACAGGCCUUUUGACUCCUCUUACAACAGCCCAAACACCCAGUAACUGGCCAAAGUUCUGGUAUAAGGGAGAUGUAACCAACAAAGAGACUUUCAAAUACAACCCAACCAACGAGUUCAUCUUUCCCAGUAUAUUCCAUGCAUCAGAAUACCUAAAUGACCCCCUCGGGGAGUGGUACCUUUACUAUGCACCACAUGAAAACCCAGGCGGCAUCUCACUCGUGUACUCUGAUAGUCUUGAGGGACCCUGGCAAGAAUACAGCAACAACCCAAUCAUUGCCAACAAGUGGGACUCGCAUUAUUCUGUCCCUCACGUUUCCAGCCCCGACGCAAGCUGGAACUCCGAAGCUGGUCGCAUGUUCCUUUACUUCCAUGGCGAUAACACACAAACUCGAUACGCAGAGUCUAGCAAUGGUGUAGACUUUGAGUACGGAGGCGUCGCGGUUAACAACCAAAUGGCUGGUUCCAACACCACUGAGUCAAGCUAUGCACGCGUCUUUCCGCAUCCCAACUCGGCUUCCAAGUACAACUAUGCUAUGUUCUACAUGGUCAACGAGAAGGACAACCAUCGCAAAAUUAGACUUGCCGAGUCCGCCGAUGGCCGCAAAUGGGUUGUUGACCCCGAUUAUGUCGUUGAGCCAGGUGGUGAGGAGGGUGCUGAUGUUUCAGGUGCAAACUAUUGGACGUGGGAUGGCCAAGGCUACAUCAUCUAUCAUGGCGGUACCGGGAAGAUCUAUGCUCGGACCAUUGAUACAACGCUACGAGAUGUUGGGUCCAGCCCUCUUGUUCUUUAUCAAUCUCGUGGAACUGGUGAGGAUGUCGGCCGCGCUGCGGCACCUGAUAUUGCUACCUCUGCGGGUAACACUUAUCUAUUCUAUGAGAAGGGCCAGCGUCUGGGGGCGACAAUCGCAUGGGCGAAGAUGCAGAAACAGUAA